This is a messenger RNA of Soboliphyme baturini, 197 nucleotides long. NCBI's taxonomy places the organism in Eukaryota, Metazoa, Nematoda, Enoplea, Dioctophymatida, Soboliphymatidae. The record is from the annotation of a GenBank genome assembly.
AUGGCGCCGGUGGAAUUUGCCGACACGACCGCCGAGGGCAACUCCAACUCGCACUCGCAGGAUCCUUACCAGGUCGCGGUGGCGAACACCGUGGACGAAUCCAAUGCCAUCAUCCGACGUUGCAGAAGCACCAGUUCGCUGUGCCACCUGAGCGAUAGCCUACACAUUAGAUCGGAAUUCUGGCGAAAAAUGUGAGU